Molecule: messenger RNA, 2314 nt
Organism: Habropoda laboriosa
Lineage: Eukaryota; Metazoa; Arthropoda; Insecta; Hymenoptera; Apidae
Product: b(0,+)-type amino acid transporter 1-like
Exons: 6
Coding region: 471-2180 (569 amino acids)
Biological process (GO): amino acid transmembrane transport
Cellular component (GO): membrane
Molecular function (GO): L-amino acid transmembrane transporter activity
Source: RefSeq, a predicted model, not a curated record
UUGGUGGUAAUUGACGUGAAAGGUUCGUUCGAAAACAGGACUGAUCGCUAUUGUGCAGUGUAGGGGGUACACGUGACACGUAUGCUCGCAAACGUGUAAAGAAGAAGGUGGACUGAUCUCACAAUCGGUCACGAGAAAUCCUUGGCACCUGGCCAUGCGAACUAUUACGGUAGCAACAACGCCUCCGCGAUAAUAAUAUAAUAAUGGGCGUCACGUGGCGACAUACAUAAAUACAAAUUCAACGAUUUACCGCCUUUUAAACUGCCGCGUCGCGUCGCACAUCGUGCGGCGGUUGUUCGGACGCCACGGAAAUAUCUUUCAUCAGUCGGUUUGAAAGAAAGUAUAGCCGAGACACGAUGCAGCUGUAGGUCGAGAAGUUAACGGGAGACCCAAACCGAUAUAAUAUUUCUCUGCGAUAAUUUGCACGAUUAGCAGAUAUAGAGGGAUUAGAGCGAGCACUCUAAUGAACGAUGUACAAAGAAGCUACCGUGGGACAUGAUCCACAAACGAGCAACGGGAAUCAGUCGCAACAGCAGUUGCAAGGCGGUGGAUGGAAUGGAAUUCCUGAAGCGACGCUGGUCUCGCGAUCGAUCCGGAGCAACGGCAGCAGCAACGGCUGGAACCACGUCGUCACCACCUCGCCGUUUCAACAGCAACAGCAACAGCAACAGCUACACGAACGGAAACAGAAAGAAGUUAAAUCUGGGGACCUGGGAGAUGAUGAAGACGGGGGUGGAGGGGGUGGAGGGUUGGAGGGGGCGGACCCAGAGGAGAACAACUCUGUUCACCUCAAGAGACGGGUGGGACUCGUCAGUGGGGUGGCUCUAAUCGUUGGUACCAUGAUAGGUUCCGGGAUAUUCGUUUCGCCGUCAGGGCUUCUGGUUCGAACCGGCAGUAUCGGAAUCAGCUUCCUCGUAUGGACGGCCUGCGGCAUGUUGAGUCUGUGCGGUGCGUUAGCAUACGCUGAGCUGGGUACGAUGAACACGAGCAGCGGCGCCGAGUACGCAUACUUCAUGGACGCGUUCGGCGCACCACCUGCCUUCCUCUUCUCGUGGGUCUCCACAUUGGUCUUGAAACCAUCUCAGAUGGCGAUAAUAUGUCUCUCGUUUGCGCAGUACGCGGUCGAGGCCUUCGCGGCCGACUGCGAUCCACCCGAGGAAGUCGUCAAGAUCGUAGCACUUCUGGCCAUCAUACUUAUACUGCUGGUAAACUGUUACAGCGUCAAUCUGGCGACAGGUGUGCAAAACGCGUUUACCGCAGCCAAAUUGAUUGCCAUACUCGUUGUAAUUGCCGGCGGCUCUUACAAGUUGAUACAGGGUAAUACGCAGCAUCUCAAGGGCGCUUUCGACACGAUGGACGGCAGUACCGUUAAUAUAGGCAGAUUAGCCACAGCUUUUUACACCGGUCUAUGGGCAUACGACGGAUGGAACAACCUCAAUUACGUUACCGAAGAAAUCAAAGAUCCUUCGAAAAAUCUGCCCCGCUCCAUUAUGAUCGGCAUACCCCUUGUUACACUCUGUUACGCGUUAAUAAACGUCUCUUAUUUAGCCGUCAUGUCACCCUCGGAAAUGAUCGAAAGCGAAGCCGUCGCAGUGACCUUCGGAAAUCGGAUUCUUGGCGUUAUGGCAUGGCUCAUGCCGCUCUCGGUUGCCAUCAGCACGUUUGGUUCCGCAAAUGGUACUCUCUUUGCAGCAGGUAGACUUUGUUUCGCCGCGUCCCGAGAAGGCCACUUACUCGACUGUCUCAGUUACGUGCACGUGCGGCGCUUCACUCCUGCACCAGGACUUAUUUUUCACUCCCUCGUUGCAGGAGCGAUGGUACUAUCGGGAAACAUAGAUUCUUUGAUCGAUUUCUUUUCCUUUACCGCUUGGAUAUUCUACGGCGGAGCAAUGCUAGCUCUAUUGGUGAUGCGAAGGACCAGACCAAAUCAUCCACGGCCAUAUAAAUGUCCGCUGAUAAUACCCAUCCUUGUGCUCGUAAUCUCUGCGUACCUAAUUGUAGCACCAAUCAUCGACAAACCUCAAAUCGAAUAUUUGUACGCGGCUGGAUUCAUAUUAGCGGGCAUGCUCGUCUACCUCCCGUUUGUUAAAUAUGGAUAUGUGCCCAAAUUUAUGGAAGGAGUGAAUGCCUUCCUUCAAAUGUUGCUCGAGGUGGCACCAACGGCUGUGGCCUUUGAUUGACCUCGAUCGAAUGCAAAACCAUGGUCCUUUAAAUGCCAAAUCAUUCCCUUACGGCAUGAUGAACAUUACAUGAAUAUCUAUUUUAAAUAUGCAUAGGCAAAUAUAUGUAUCCUAUUACUGAAGCUCAAGGCUGG